GCUGUCAAUCAAACGCGAUUAAGCUGUCAGACGCGCAGGACUCGGCUGCGAAGUGUCGUUCCAAAAUGGUGUUGGACCCGCGUGGAGAGGUGGAUGUUAGCGACGAGCAAAUAGAAGUGUGUGAUAACAAAAACCAGGAGCUGAAUUCACCAAGCCAGACCAGCAGGGAGAUGGAGAAUUCGGUAUCCACCAAUAACAGUGAAGAGGGAUCCAGACCCGACCAAUCAGAGAGUGAGGAGAGGACCUUCGUGAGCAAUCUGUAUCGUUUUAUGAAGGAUAGAGGGACGCCUAUAGAAAGAAUUCCUCAUCUUGGUUUCAAACAGAUCAACCUGUGGAAAAUCUACAAAGCUGUGGAGACGCUGGGAGGAUAUGAUGCAGUAACAGCGCGCAGGCUAUGGAAGAAUGUGUAUGACGAGCUGGGUGGAAGUCCAGGCAGUACAAGCGCAGCCACCUGCACACGCAGACAUUAUGAAAGGUUGGUGUUGCCCUUUGAGCGACAACUGAGGGGAGAGGAGGACAAACCGCUGCCACCUACCAAACCUCGCAAACAAUACAAGAGAAACCCAGAGAACAGGGUGAGCAAGCCAGAGAGCAAGAAAAAGAGAAAGAUGGAGAAAGAUGAAUGUGAGGAGAAAUUAGGAUCAGAUCAUUGCUGUGAUAGGGGUUUGUGUUCCUAUCGCUGCCAGUGGUCAACAUCCUCCGACCGUUCAGACGCUGACCAGUCAUCAACAUCCUCAGUCCAUGGUGCCCACCCCAGAGCCUGCUCCAGGGAGAACCCCCUUCUUCAGAGUCCCACCCCUUCUGAGGUCAUCUCCCCUUUAGAGAAAAAGAAGCGUCUGGCUCAGGCCAGUCUCACCAUGCCUGUUUCUGGUACUACAGAAGAUGGGGCGGAACUAGAGAGACCCUCGGUUAUUCAUCUUUCCCAUUCCUCCCAGUCCCCUUCCUGCCCAUCCUCGACUCGCACCCGCCACUCCUCCGAUGGCUCGCCUCUCCCUGUCUCUUCUCCAUCUUCUUCCUUUUCCCGCAGCCCUUCUCCUUACUCAGUCUCUUCCGAAGACUGCAUAGCCGUGACAACCCAAACGUCCCCUGUUAAAGAGACUGAGAGUAAAAUGCCAUCCCGUGUAUCUACUGUUCCCAUGUCAGAGGCUAGUAGCACCGUAGUGCGCAAGCCUCUGAGUUGUUACCCGAACAGCAAAGAUCUCGGCAACUACCAACGGCACCAUUACCGGGAAUACAUGGCGGUUGGUCCAGCACACUCCGAAAAGUCCCAGAAGGGUCUUGCGGCAUGGAGCUUGGAUGGUAAAUCCGGCGCCAGAUUUGCGGCCCUCAGGCUACCCUCACCCACCUUAUACAACAGUAAAGCCUGCUGGAUCCCUCGUGGCUCUAGCUUCUCCGAAGUCCUACCACGCAGUGAUCCAUGCAGGUCACUCCAGCAUGUCUUUAAACCGCACAUGUCUUACCACCAGCAACUCGUUAAGAGGCCCACCACAGACGAUCCCUACUUGAGGAAGAUAACAGUGGCACCUCCGUUUACUAUUAUGGAAAAGAAGGAUAGGGCAAAGACAGUGUUGCCCAAGCCUCAUUCAACUCCGCAGUAUUUUUACCACCCCCCUGGCAGUCUGACGAUACCUCACCUGCCAGAGAGACCUCGGGGAGACAUAAUUGAACAGUUUAAAGCUCUACCACUACAACCUGUCCUUCUUCCUACACAUCUUCCUAUCCCACCAGCAACCCAUACUAUGCAUUGCCCACCAAUGGCCACGUCUUUUCCCAGUUCAUACGAGGCCACCCUGCCUUCCUAUCCGUACCCGUUACAAUUUUGGCAUCCACCUGCUGGAUAUAGCAUGGCAGGGCUACAACCUUAUUGAUCCAUACGGAUGUGAUACUGCUGGUCCUUACUGUCUGAACUUCUUUAGUGCUCAUGAAAUAAAAAUGGACCUUAUUUAUUUUUUUAAUACAUACAAUAACAUUUUAAGAAAACUUUAUAAUAUUGUUACAGAUACAAGAGUUAACGUAACUUAAAGGGAUUGUUCGCCCUCUUGUCAUUUCAAACCUGUAUGACUUUCUGACAUUUUGAAGAAAGUUUGUAACCGAACAGCGCCGGAACCCAUUCACUUCACAGACAUUGUAUGGACACAAAACCAAUGCAAGUGAAUGGGUGUCGUGGCUGAUGACAGAAUUUUCAUUUUUGGGUGAACUAUCACUUCAGGGAUUUCUUGCAAACUAGCGGUGACCCUAGUGUUUCGUAUAUUUCACUAAUGUGUAUCUCAUGCUCUGGCUCUUAAAAUACUUUUGGCUGACAUCACCAAAGUCACUUAAGUUUCCACCAAUGGAAAGAGUGGUUCAGUGGGUGAGCAAAUAUCAUUGCUAUUAGAAAACAUGAGGAAUAUUACAUAUUUUGAUAAAUUAAUGCAAAGAAUAAUAUCCUCUCAGGGAAAAGCAACUUAUAUAAACUAAUAUGCUUUAGGGUUCAGAGAACAGUUUGUGUUUUUCCUUUAAACUGAUAAAUCUGAUAAAGGGCUAGCCUAUCAUUAAUUCUGGUGUAUUCAUGUAAAAUGUAGACAUUCUGCAAAACAAAAAAUCCUAAUCAUAAUCUUGUUACGCCAUUUUAGGCAUUCCGUUUCUUUUUAUGCCACUUUGUUUAACACAAAAUUGAAUGUCCGACUGAAUACUGCAUGUACAGCAUAUUUUUUUGUAUAAAAUAAAUUCACUCUU
Triplophysa rosa is the source of this 2715-nucleotide messenger RNA. RefSeq names its product AT rich interactive domain 5A (MRF1-like) (gene arid5a). Lineage: Eukaryota; Metazoa; Chordata; Actinopteri; Cypriniformes; Nemacheilidae. Gene Ontology annotation, cellular component: nucleus. The coding region runs from base 66 to 1868 and encodes 600 amino acids. Gene Ontology annotation, biological process: regulation of transcription by RNA polymerase II. The record is from RefSeq and is a predicted model, not a curated record. Gene Ontology annotation, molecular function: transcription cis-regulatory region binding. The transcript has 7 exons.